CUUUUCAAGAAAAAUAUAAACAGAAGUCAUCUCCCUCCUGCACGGCUACACCACCGGUAUACCGACACCGGGUCCAGCACUACCACCUUCAACCCAAAAGUUUGUCAAUCUCAAGGUUUGUGUUUGUUUAUCCAUUUUCUUUUAAUGGGCGCGCAUAAGAACACAAAAGAUGGGAGAACCCAAAAAUGUGCUCAUUCUAGAAAAAUAAAAGAACCCAAAGAAGAAGAUUCUCCCGAUGUACUAUCCGAAGAACAAGUCAAGCGCGCUUCUAUUUUAGAUAAACGAAUUACGAAAUAUUCAAGAAUUGGAUUCUUUGAAGAGUCCUUUUUACGAUUUCAUGAAAAAUUUAUGAAGGAGAGGGAGGAAAAAGCAAGAAAGUUAAAGAAGGAGAGGGAGGAAGAAGCAGGAAAAUUAACGAAGGAGAGGGAAGAAAAUGGAGGAAAAUUAAUGAAGGAGGGGAAAGAAAAAGCAGGAGAAAGCGAACGAGUUGGAAAAGUAGAAGUAGAAGGACGGGGAGAAAGAACAAGGACAGGGAGAACAGGGAGAAGGACAGGGACAAGGAAGGAGGGGAAAGAGAAAAGAGAAGAGGAGGAAGAUCGGAUAGAGGGUUCUCACUCUCUUAAAUCUUAUUCAAUGAUAUGACAAGUUAACCUGAUGAUCUCUGGAGGAUGUACAGACUCUUUGCUAACUUUCAGAAGAUGCAGCGGCAAAUAACAAAGAUGUAUAGGGAGACAUUUUAGAGUACGUGGAUCAUGGCUAUAAAUUACUUAUGUUUAUUGUUAAUGACUUGAUGUUUUUUAGUGGGAUCAUUAGAUUUUAUGAUUAGAGUUAUAUGAAUUCUGUCCUGUUGGCUUUGGUUCA
Papaver somniferum (opium poppy) is the source of this 861-nucleotide messenger RNA. Its product is annotated as UPF0329 protein ECU05_1680/ECU11_0050-like. The record is from RefSeq and is a predicted model, not a curated record. The transcript is spliced from 2 exons. Bases 145 to 642 code for a protein of 165 amino acids. NCBI's taxonomy places the organism in Eukaryota, Viridiplantae, Streptophyta, Magnoliopsida, Ranunculales, Papaveraceae.